Molecule: messenger RNA, 4500 nt
Organism: Aspergillus heteromorphus CBS 117.55
Lineage: Eukaryota; Fungi; Ascomycota; Eurotiomycetes; Eurotiales; Aspergillaceae
Product: valine--tRNA ligase
Exons: 6
Coding region: 316-4326 (1336 amino acids)
Biological process (GO): valyl-tRNA aminoacylation; rRNA processing
Cellular component (GO): cytosol
Molecular function (GO): ATP binding; valine-tRNA ligase activity; aminoacyl-tRNA deacylase activity
Source: RefSeq, a predicted model, not a curated record
CUCGACCCAAACCAAUGCUUCGCGGACUCAUACGACCACCUAUAGAUCUCUAGACCGAUCACCGCGACCUUCUCCACCCGCCCGGGUUUCCUCUGGCCCCGCACUCGCAUCCUCUGAUUCGUUCCGUUCUUUGCUCUGCGCCAGGAAAUUUAAUUGCCCGCAUUCGCACAACGACCCAACCCCUCCCCCUCCUUGCCCUCUUAGUCUCUAUCGCCGUUUGAGUCACCGGUGUUCAAGAUACUUAUCCGUCGACUCGUGGCGCGAUCGGCGCCCUGGAGAUUCCCUCCUCCCUUAUACCACCGUCCGUUUUCCAGAAUGGCUCAGCCCUCCGCCCCCCAGAACCCGACUGGUGAGCCCAAGGCUCCCGUCGCCGAUGUCCCUCCCCAGGCCGACGACCAAUUGAGGAACCAGGAUGCCGCUGCGGCCGCGCCCCCCAAGGUGAAGAGCGAGAAGGAACUGGAGCGUGAGCGUCGCAAGGCCGAGAAGGCGAAGAAGUUCGCCGAGAAGCAGGCCAAGCAGGCUUCGGCUGCGAAGUCCACCGCCCCCAAGGCCGAGAAGAAGGCCAAGGUGGAGAAGGAGAAGACCACCGACGCCUACGACCCCAAGGUUAUCGAGGAAGGCCGGUACGAAUGGUGGGAGGAACGCGGCCUUUUCAUGCCCGAAUUCGGCCCUGAUGGCAAGGUCAAGCCGGAAGGCUCCUUCGUCAUCCCCAUCCCUCCUCCCAACGUCACCGGUGCUCUUCACAUGGGUCACGCCCUCACCAAUGCCCUCCAAGACACCAUGAUCCGCUGGCAGCGCAUGAAGGGCAAGACCACUUUGUGGCUUCCGGGCAUGGACCACGCCGGUAUCUCGACACAGAGCGUGGUUGAGAAGAUGCUCUGGAAGUUGGAGAAGAAAACCCGUCACGACCUGGGUCGUGAGGCUCUGGUCGACAGAGUGUGGGCCUGGAAGCAGGAGUAUCACGCCAACAUCAAGAACGCUCUGCGCAGAGUGGGUGGUUCCUUCGACUGGACGCGCGAGGCUUUCACCAUGGAUGAGAACCUGUCGGCUGCCGUCACGGAAACCUUCGUCCGUCUCCACGAAGAGGGCAUCAUCUACCGCGCCAACCGCCUGGUCAACUGGUGUGUGGCCUUGAACACCUCUCUGUCCAACCUGGAGGUGGAGAACAAGGAGGUUGAGGGCCGUACCCUCCUCGACGUGCCUGGCUACGAGAAGAAGGUCGAGUUCGGUGUGCUGACCCACUUCUGCUACGAAAUCGAUGGCACCACGGAGCGCAUCGAGAUCGCCACUACCCGUCCGGAGACCAUGAUCGGUGACAGUGGUAUUGCCGUCCACCCCGACGACCAGCGUUACAAGCACCUGAUCGGCAAGUUCGCCCGUCACCCCUUCGUCGACCGCCUGAUGCCCAUCGUUGCCGACAAGGAUGUCGAGCCCGAGUUCGGUACCGGUGCCGUCAAGAUCACGCCUGCCCACGACUUCAACGAUUUCAACCGCGGAAAGGCCCACAACCUCGAGUUCAUCUCUGUCCUGAACGACGACGGUACCUUCAACAGCAAGGGUGGACCCUUUGCCGGCAUGAAGCGUUUCGAUGCUCGUUACAAGGUCAUCGAGCUCCUGAAGGAGAAGGGCCUGUAUGUCAAGUGGGAGCACAACCCCAUGAAGAUCCCUCGAUGCGCCAAGUCCAACGAUGUGAUCGAGCCCAUCCUCAAGCCCCAGUGGUGGAUGAAGAUGUCGGACCUCGCCAAGCCUGCUAUCGAGGCCGUUGAGAAGGGUGAAAUCAUCAUCCGCCCUGAGUCCGCCGAGAAGAGCUACUACCGCUGGAUGAACAACAUCAACGACUGGUGCCUGUCCCGCCAGCUUUGGUGGGGCCACCAGGCUCCCGCUUACUUCGUGAAGAUCGAGGGCGAGGAUGGCGAUGACAGCGAUGGCAACCUCUGGGUCACGGGCCGCACGGAGGAGGCAGCCCGGGAGAAGGCGGCGGCCAAGUUCCCCGGUAAGAAGUUCGAGCUGGUCCGCGAUCCCGAUGUGCUUGACACCUGGUUCUCUUCCGGAUUGUGGCCCUUCUCUACCCUGGGCUGGCCCCGUCAGACCCACGAUUUCGAGAACCUGUACCCUACCUCCGUCUUGGAGACGGGCUGGGAUAUUCUGUUCUUCUGGGUCGCCAGAAUGAUCAUGCUGGGCAUCAAGAUGACCGGCAAGAUCCCCUUCAAGGAGGUGUACUGCCAUUCCUUGAUCAGAGAUUCCGAGGGUCGCAAGAUGUCCAAGUCUCUCGGCAACGUCGUCGAUCCUCUGGACGUGAUGGAGGGUAUCGAGCUCCAGACCCUCCACGACAAGCUACUUGUCGGUAACCUUGCCGAUAAGGAAGUUGCCGCGGCUACCAAGUACCAGAAGAAGGCCUUCCCCAAGGGUAUCCCCGAGUGUGGUGCCGAUGCGCUGCGCUUUGCCCUUGUUUCCUACACUACUGGCGGUGGCGACAUUGCCUUCGACAUCCAGGUCAUCCACGGUUACCGCCGUUUCUGCAACAAGAUCUACCAGGCCACCAAGUUCGUUCUGGAGCAGCGCGAGUUCUCCCAGUCUGCGCAGAUCGCGUACCAGUACUGGUACAGCCAGCUUUGCGACGUCUUCAUUGAGAACUCGAAGUUCCUCCUGGCGCCGGAGGUCCCCGCGGAGCAGCAGGAGUCGGCCAAGCAGACCCUGUAUACUGCUCUUGAGGGCGCCCUGACCCUGAUCCACCCCAUGAUGCCGUUCGUCACCGAGCACCUGUGGCAGCGCCUUCCCCGCCGUCCCGACGACGCCACCGUCUCGAUCAUGAAGGCCAAGUACCCCGAAUACCUGGCCCAGUUCGACGACCCGGAGGCGGAGACCGCCUACGAGCUGAUCCUCAACGCCUCCAAGGGGGUCCGGUCGAUCCUCUCGCAGUACGAUAUCAAGACCAAGGGCGACAUUGUCAUCCAGACCUACGAUGCCACCAGCUACAAGACCGUGUCCGAGGAACUCACCAGCAUCAAGUCUCUGGGAGGCAAGACCCUGGGAGAGCUGAGCGUGCUCGGCCCCGAGAACACCACUGCCCCCUCGGGCUGCGUGGUGGCCCCCAUCAGCUCCGAGGCGGCUGUGUACCUCCGUGUGUCCAAGGAGGUGGCCCUCGAGCAGGAAGGCAAGGCCAAGGUCAACCUCGAGCGGGCCCGCGACACUGUGCGUCGCCAGCAGAACCUGAUCACGGGCGCGGGCUGGGAGAAGGCCAAGCCUGAGGUCCGCGAGGCUGAGCAGAAGAAGCUCCGCGAUGCGGAGAGCGAGGCUGCUCGUCUGGAGGAGCAGAUCCGGGAAUUUGAGAAGCUCCGGCUAGAAAAACCCAAGAAUGCGCGCACGGCGCGCAUCCUCAAAGCCAAAGAGCCGCAGCUCAUCGAACCGCCCAAGCGCACGCUGCUCCUGCACGGCUCGAAAUGCCCGCAACCCCUUCACACGGUGCUGAAGACGUUCCACUCGCUGACGCGCCCGCACUCGGUGCUGUUCCACAAGAAGAACGACAACAUUCAUCCGUUCGAGGGUGUCGAGAGCCUGGAGUUCCUGGCCGACAAGAACGAGUGCGGCUUGGUGGUGUUCGGUAGCAGCAACAAGAAGCGGCCCAACUGCGUGACCCUGACGCGCAUCUUCGCCGGCAAGGUCCUCGACAUGUGCGAGCUGCUGCUGCUGCCCCACCCGGGCGGCGAGCAGGACAGCAACCUGCACAUGCACAUCGGCGUCGGCGCCCGGCCGAUGCUGCUCUUCUCCGGCAGCGCCUGGGAGGAUCCCACGUCGACGCCGCACGUCAUGCUGAAGAGCAUGUUCGUGGAUAUGUUCAAGGGCGAGGCCGGCGAUAAGAUCGAUGUCGAGGGGCUGCAGUGUGUGUUGAUGAUCGGGGCUGAGGAGCCCACCGACGGUCUCAAGCCCGUCAUCCACCUGCGCUGGUACAAGCUGCGCACGAAGCGCAGUGGUCACAAGCUCCCCCGUGUCGAGCUGGAUGAGAUUGGUCCCAAGUUCGACUUCAAGAUCGGUCGUCUGCAGGAGGCUCCCGCCGACGCCCUGAAGGAGGCCAUGAAGCAGGGCAAGCGACCCAACGAGGACUUCAAGAUGAAGAAGAACAUGACGCUCGACUCCAUCGGUGACAAGAUCGGUCGCGUGCACCUGGGCAAGCAGGAUCUCACCGGCCUGCAGACCCGUAAGAUGAAGGGUCUGAAGCGUCGUGCCGGCGUCGAGUCGGACGACGACGAGGACGACGACGACGAGGAGAUGAUGGAGGUGGACGAGGUGUCGGAGGAUGAGGGCCACAAGAGGGUCAAGAGGGCGUGAGAAGCCAUCGGUUGCAUGUUGAUUUUUUCCUUCCUCUUACUUGGACGACUACUACUUUCUGUCUAUGUAUCGCGCACGAGGCGUUCCCGGGGGUUUGGCUUUUUCUCUGACCAUGGUCCAGCAACUAGCUCGUACAUGUACCUAUUGUUCUCGAGAAGCAAAAGUUCACAUCAU